CUGUUAGAAAUAUAGUGUGUAUAUUUGCAAUUUGCUCCUCACUCCAUCCCUGUAGGUGGCAGAAAUGAACCAAUAGAUGCUUUUCCAACUUCCAGAGAAAUCCAGAAGGAGAAGAGACGCUCCCAGGAUCUACAUGAGAAGAUUUGUGUCCAGUGUUUCAGAUCUCAUGGAUAUGAAAAAUAACCGCAUUUAAGCUGAUUAUCCUGAGUUUGAAAUCCUGAGGGAACACAACAUAAUGUCCAAAAGAAACUCCAGUAAUCCCCAAUCGUCUGUUGAUAUCAUUUUAAGAAAGACGCCACAGGACCCCCACACAGGAGAGAAGCCAUUUCACUGCUCGGGCUGUGGAGAGAGUUUUGCUCUACAGAGUGAUUGGAAGCAGCACCAGAAAAUUCACACGAGAGGAAAAUGUAUCGUCUGUUCAGACUGCGGGCGACGCUUUGCUAGCAAGGGCAAUCUGAAAAUACACCAGCGCAUCCACACGGGAGAGAGACCAUACCAGUGUUCCCAAUGUGGAAGGAGUUUUGCAGACAGUACCCGUUUACAAAAACACAAAGUAACCCACACAGCCAAGAAGCAUCACUGUUCAAAGUGUGGGAGGAGUUUUCAUCUAGAACGUUCUCUCAAGCUGCACCAGCGCAUUCACACAGGAGAACAACCGUACCACUGUUCUCAGUGCGGGAAGAGUUUUAAUCAUGACAGGUCCCUCCAGAGACAUCAGAUUGUCCACAGAGGCGACAGGCCGUAUUACUGUUUGCAGUGCGGCAAGACUUUCAACCAUCAGAACAACCUCCAAACACAUCAACGCAUUCACACGGGAGAGAAACCGUACAACUGCUCUGAUUGUGGGAAGAGUUUUAAUCAACACAGCACUCUUAAAGCACACCAGCGCAUUCACACGGGGGAAAAGCCGUACAAGUGCUCGCAGUGUGAGAAGAGCUUCAUUAAAAAAGGUGGCCUCAAGAUACAUCAACUCAGUCACACAGGAGAAAAGCUGUACCAGUGCCCACAGUGUGGGAAGCAUUUCACUUACCCAGGAAGUCUCCGGAAACACCAAGGCAUCCACGAGAGAGAGAAGCUGGAUGAGAAACACACUAUGAUGUCUACAGGAGACUCCAGUGAUCCUCGAUUGAAGGAUGGUAUUAUUUUGAUAAAAACUGGUUUCCAAGCACCACAGCACACCCACACAGAACACCAGAAAAUCCAUACAGUACGAAAACCAGCUGUCUGCCUAGACUGUGGGAAGCGUUUUACACGUAAGUGUAAUCUCAAAAAACACCAGCGCAUCCAUACGGGAGAGAAACCGUACCAGUGUUCGCAAUGUGGUAGGAGUUUUGCUGAAAAGACUCGUUUACAAAAACACCAACGAACCCACGUAGUAGAAAAGUCGUAUCACUGCUCAGAGUGUGGGCGGAGUUUUAAUCUGGAGAGUUCUCUCCAACUGCACCAGCGCAUCCACACCGGAGAGCAACCGUAUCACUGUUCUCAGUGUGGGAAGAGUUUUAACCACGAGAGAUCCCUCAAGAGCCACCAGAGUAUUCACCGAGGAGAGAAGCUCUAUUACUGUUCACAAUGUGGGAAGGGUUUCAACCGAGAGUAUAAUUUCCAGUUACAUAAGCGCAUCCACACCGGAGAGAAACCCUACAGCUGCUCCGAGUGCGGGAAGAGUUUCAAUCAACAAAAUCAUCUGAAAGCUCACCAGCGCAUUCACACGGGGGAAAAACCACAUCAUUGCUUACAGUGCGGGAAGAGUUUCAACCGAGAGUAUAAUUUCCAGUUACACCUGCGCAUCCACACCGGAGAGAAACCCUACAGCUGUUCGGCAUGUGGAAAAAGUUUCAAUCAACAAAAUCAUCUCAAAGCGCACCAAAGCAUUCACACAGGGGAAAAGCCACAUCAGUGCUCGCAGUGUGGGAAGAGCUUCAAUCAGCAACGUGGUCUCAAAGCACAUCAACUCAGUCACAUGGAAGAAAAGCAGUUCAAGUGCUCACACUGUGAACAGAGCUUCACUCAUCAAAGUGCCCUCAACGUACACCAGCGCAAGCACACGGGGGAAAAGCCGUAUCGCUGCUCAAAGUGCGGAAAGAGUUUUGGUUACUCGAGUACUUUUCGAAAACACCAGGCCAUUCAUGAGACAGAGAAGCUGAACGAGUGCUGACACAAUGGGGCGCUCUCCUCCUAUGUUUUUUUUAAUGGUGCCAUGAGGCUUGCGCCUGGACAUCAUAAACUGACUCCAAAUGACACAAUGUCACCGAUUUUGUGCACCAAAAUCACAAAUCAUGGCCCUAGCAAUUCACUAAGCUCACACAGUGUUUAAGAGAGGCCUCCACAAUAGUAUUAUCUGGUUUUAUCACUUCUGGGUAUCUGCAUUGUCCACCAAAGCUAACACAAAGUAAUGUCUUCCUGAAGCCCACAAAAAGUGGUAAGGGGGUGCAGUAGUGCUUUUAAUGUGUCCAACAUCAGUUUAACAUUUGGCUGCAUUCACUGAUCAUCAAUUGCUUUGGUGUCUUCAAGAUUGUUCUAGAAACACAACUUCAGUUUGCUGGGUAAGCCCAAGUGAUAUCAUGCUUAUCUUAUACAGAAAGCAUUCUGUGGUCUUGAUUAUGUGAAUAAAAUAAUAAUAAUUA
Silurus meridionalis is the source of this 2624-nucleotide messenger RNA. RefSeq names its product zinc finger protein 850-like. Gene Ontology annotation, molecular function: DNA-binding transcription factor activity, RNA polymerase II-specific; RNA polymerase II cis-regulatory region sequence-specific DNA binding. Lineage: Eukaryota; Metazoa; Chordata; Actinopteri; Siluriformes; Siluridae. The transcript is spliced from 3 exons. The record is from RefSeq and is a predicted model, not a curated record. The coding region runs from base 236 to 2155 and encodes 639 amino acids. Gene Ontology annotation, biological process: regulation of transcription by RNA polymerase II.